Chenopodium quinoa (quinoa) is the source of this 2066-nucleotide messenger RNA. Its product is annotated as putative F-box protein At5g60060. Bases 1062 to 1916 code for a protein of 284 amino acids. NCBI's taxonomy places the organism in Eukaryota, Viridiplantae, Streptophyta, Magnoliopsida, Caryophyllales, Amaranthaceae. Gene Ontology annotation, molecular function: protein binding. The record is from RefSeq and is a predicted model, not a curated record. The transcript has 2 exons.
UCUAUCUUAUUUUGUUGUUAAUAUGUUAUGCAUGAGCCAUGAUUCACUAUUAAGGCUUAUUCUAUCUCUCAUACCAAACGCUUGGGUAGAACACCAAUUAUAUCACCUCCAUCUUCAUCUCGUUCCUUUCUCCAAAUCUUCCCCAGAAUAAUUCAAAAUGCAUGAAUAUCACAGAAGAUAUUCCAUACUCUUUCUCUCUCCUCCCAAAUCCCACCACUUAGCUCUCACAAUCACAUUGCAUGAUCGACAAUUUGUGAGGUUUUCGGCAAUUGAUGUGAAAUCAUGGAUAAAAUCGGCAUUGAAUCUCCGAGAUAAAUUUGUUGAAAUUGGAGGUAAAUUAGGGAAGAUCCUGACAUAUAUUAAUCUGUUCAUGUACACGUCUCUUAUAAACUUUAUCUCUUUCAAAAAUUUAUUUCCUGUUAAAAGGGAUUUAUUUCCUAAUAUAAGUUAAAAGAAUUUAUAUCCUAAUUUACAAUAUUUUUUUUUAAUAAAUAGUCAGAGUUGGGAAGUUUGAGACAUUGGAAACUCAGAAGUGAAAACAACACCGAUAACUUUGAGAGUUUGGUUUCUUACUUUGUCUUCCUUAUUAAUUAAUUAAUCAAACAAACAAAAACCAAAUUAAAUUUGUUCAGAGUCAUGCCAUCUAAUCUGAUCAGUAAUCGUAUUCAUGAGGAGGCAAUCUUCAAUCCCAGGAAAAAAGUGAAGAUGGAAGUUAACUGGGCAGACCUGCCGACUGAUUUGUUGGUUCGUAUAGUUGAUAAACACAUAGUAUCAUUCGUAGACGGUCUAGCCUUUUCCGGUGUGUGUCGUUCGUGGCGCAAAGCUUGUGAUACAGUCAAUUUGAAGCGGAAGUGGGAUUGUCAAAUGCCGUGGCUUAUGUUAACUGAUGGCAACCAGGAUAUCAACGAGGAUGAAUGGAUACAGUAUCUGGAACCUGAUCGUUUAGAGAAUGUGAUUGAAGCAGAGAGUGUUGAAGACAAGUUUGAUGAUAUUAAUACUACUCGAGGCUUGUUGGAUUUAACGCAUGAGAAAGUUAGGUGUUACAAUGUCAAGUGUGAUCUAUGAAUUGUUGGGGAUCAUCUCAUGGUUGGAUACUAACUCAUGGGAUUGAUGAUAACAUGUACUUAUUUAACCCUCUUACCAAGGAUCGCCUCGAUCUCCCUUGUCGCCGUACAAUCCCCUUCCUUCGGGAUAAUUCUGGUGAAUUCCUUGGUGCAUAUUUCAUAAACAGGGCUGUUGUACUUAAGGUAUCAGGUGAUACUUUAGUGGUGGUACUUAUAUAUGAUGCCUAUCUUAGAGCUGCAAUUGCCAAGCCCGGGGACACACAGUGGACACCAAUUAUAUCUGAGAAAAGGGCUAUUUACCGGAGGGUUAUGGAUGUAUUAUACCGUAGGGAUAAUCUUGGUACCGAUGGACUUGUAUUUGUGAAUGAGUGUGGCAAUAUUGCACUGGUAAACCUUGAUGAUGUUCAGAAUAAGAAACCUCUGGCAUUAAGUUGGUACAGAUGUUACGUACCGUAUAUACGAUUUGUAUUUCAAAAUACAGAUUCAGAACUUAAUUUUUCCGAUCACACUACCUACAUAGUUAAUUACAAGACAGUUGGUUUUAAGGUUUACAAGUUUCACUUUGAUGACAAGAGUUGGGAAGAGUUGAAAGAUUUGCAAGAUGUUGCUCUCUUUGUGGGUAACAAUGCAACUAUGUCUGUUCGCGCAACUGAGAUGGGAUGCCAACGCAAUUGCGUAUACUUUGCAGAUAAUUACUCAUCCGGUUCUAAAGCCACCAAAGAUAAACUAACGGGACAUGACAUUGGUGUUUUUCAAAUGGGUGAAAAUAUCAUCCGGCCAUUAAAGCUGGAGAAUAACACCCACUUACGCUCUUCCUAUUGUUGUCCCAUGUGGUUUCGUCCUGCAAUUUAAAUCUAAACUUGUUUUUUUUCAUGUACAAUCAUUAAUUUAGAUUUGCUUACAUUUUCUGUGUUUUAUUGUUCUAAUUAUUUGCUGGAUUUUGUUUGGACGGUAUCAAUGUUCUUGAGUGUAAAUAUUAAUUCUGACCUUAGUAUUGUUGAA